UUCUAAUGGGCUGACGCAAGUUGCUUAUUGGCCGAAUACUCUCAGACGCAAUAACCCAAGAAAGAAAGUCACAAAACAACACACUUUUCCCGAGACCACCGAUAAAAAGCAUCAUAACUCGAAUGGGAGGACCUACAGAACGCACAAAGUUCAUGCAAACCGACUUGCAAUAACGCCAACGAGAAGAAGCUGACAUUUCAACCACGGUUUUCUGCAGACAUGUUUGAUUUAAAGGAAGGCUGGAAUCUCUCUUUCGCCGGAUGUGGAUUUUUAGGGAUCUAUCACAUCGGUGUCGCGAGCUGUCUUCUCGAGCAAGCGCCCUAUCUCGUGCGCGGAGCCACCAGGAUCUACGGAGCCUCCGCCGGCGCGCUCACCGCUUCCGUGCUCGCUACCGAGGCUUGUUUAGAGAAAUGUUGUGAAGAUGUCAUUGAUGUUGCCAAGGAGGCAAGAAAACGCAACCUGGGCCCCUUGCACCCGACGUUCAACCUAGUGAAGGUGUUACGUGGAGGACUCCACCGGAACCUGCCGUCUGACGCACACACGCUGGCCUCGGGUCGACUGUGCGUGUCACUCACGCAGGUCACGGACGGACAGAAUGUGCUGGUCUCGGACUUCAGCUCCAAAGAUGAGCUCACCCAGGCUCUCGUUUGUAGCUGUUUUAUUCCAAUAUACUGCGGUUUAAUCCCUCCUGCCUUCCGUGGCGUGCGUUAUGUCGACGGGGGUAUCAGUGACAAUCUGCCCCAAUCUGAUCUGAAGAACACCAUCACCAUUUCUCCCUUCUCGGGAGAGAGCGAUAUCUGUCCGAAAGACAGCUCCACCAGCUUCCACGAGCUGCGUUUUACAAACACCAGCAUCCAGGUCAACCUCGACAACAUGUACCGACUCAGCAAAGCCUUGUUCCCUCCAGAGCCAAAAGUGUUGGCUGAGAUGUGUCAGAGUGGGUAUAAAGACGCCCUCCGAUUCCUCCAGAAAAACAAUUUGCUACAGGUAGCGUGUCCCACUGCAGACAUGGCUCUGAUUGAGACCACAUCCAGCUACUGCUGCCCGGGCCGACAAAAUCCAGUCGUCAUGGAAACCACAAAAGAGUGGGUGCUGCGGAGACUCCGCCUCUUGCGAAAGCACCACUGGUGGUUGGACGAACAGCUUGUCGAUAACCUGCCCACACCCAUUAAGAAAGUGUUUUGCGAGGCCUGCAGGGAAAAGCACGGCCUGUUGGCACAGGUCACCGGCUCUCUGCCGCUGCGUGUGGCUUCAUACAUGUUAAUGCCAUACACGCUUCCGGUGCAGUCAGCUUACUCAGUAGCCCAGAGGUUUUUAGAGUGGAUCCCAGAGGUGCCUGCAGAUGUGCGCUGGUUUGCUGAGGUGGCAGGAGGUGUUUACAGACAAGCUUGGAAAGGUACAGCGUUAAAGACGAGCAGCGCCCCCUUGAGAAGAUGUGUCAGUGAACCACCAACAGUAGACUUUCAGAAACCUGUCAUAGACCAGAACGGACGUCUACCUUUUUCUGCCAGCAACCUCGAUGGUUACAGCUGGACUUUCCCAGAAGACCUCCGUCAACCUUCUUCUGUUUGCCCACCCGAAAGUCCUGAUACCUCAAGCCCCUCCCGCAUGCCACAGAGCUUUUUCGUUGGCUCACGGGACAAUCAUGAGUACCAAACGGACCAAUGAACGAGCUCCUCAGCUCAGUAAACUGUAUACAGAGCUGGAUAUUUGUCAAACAUCAUGACCUGGUCAUGUCACGCUGCACAUUUUGCAAGCAGACGAUAUGAGUUGUGGAAUCUAGAGCAUAUAUUGUAAAAUGACAUGCACUCCACAAAUUCUCCACUGAUAUUAUUAUAUAGUAAUGUAAAAUAAUUGAAUCAUAUAUUAUUAUCCAGAUGUGUUAUUUUCUCUAUUCAGAACCAAAGAUGUGUUUUUAUUUCUCUGUUAAAACUACUUUGAGAAAAGUAUGAGUGUAUGAGCACAUUUACUGUAUAUUAUGGUUUUAUAAAAUCAUUUCAAUCUGUGCCUUGUCUGCAGAAGUGAAUUACAGACUGGAAGAAGUUUACAUUACAAUUGGUGCUAAUACGUUUGUAAGACCUCUGUUCUUGCAAUAAUGUUGCAUGUGUCUUAUGUGUGUGUCACGCAUGUACAAAAAUGAUGAAGAAUGCGAGUCUCGCUUUCGAUUUGUGCACAGCAGUUUCUGUGGUUUAAGAGUCUGUUAUCUUCAAAACAAAGACAAAAGUCAUAGCCUGCUGAAAAAAGGACUCUGUUUUCUGUGUGAAAUACAAUAUGAAGGAAAUG
Molecule: messenger RNA, 2283 nt
Organism: Triplophysa rosa
Lineage: Eukaryota; Metazoa; Chordata; Actinopteri; Cypriniformes; Nemacheilidae
Gene: pnpla3
Product: patatin-like phospholipase domain containing 3
Exons: 9
Coding region: 220-1668 (482 amino acids)
Biological process (GO): lipid homeostasis; positive regulation of triglyceride catabolic process; triglyceride catabolic process
Cellular component (GO): lipid droplet; membrane; cytoplasm
Molecular function (GO): triacylglycerol lipase activity
Source: RefSeq, a predicted model, not a curated record